Brienomyrus brachyistius is the source of this 1309-nucleotide messenger RNA. It is a transcript of the gene cbr4, whose product is annotated as carbonyl reductase 4. The transcript is spliced from 6 exons. Gene Ontology annotation, biological process: fatty acid biosynthetic process. Bases 332 to 1048 code for a protein of 238 amino acids. Lineage: Eukaryota; Metazoa; Chordata; Actinopteri; Osteoglossiformes; Mormyridae. Gene Ontology annotation, molecular function: oxidoreductase activity, acting on the CH-OH group of donors, NAD or NADP as acceptor; quinone binding. The record is from RefSeq and is a predicted model, not a curated record.
UAAUGCCCUUCUGAACUACUGACUGUUUCACCGGACACAUGGUUACACUUCUGCGCUGCCGGGUUGUUUAAGAGAGGAUCGAUCCGGAUUCAGCUGUCCUGCUUGCACUCCUAUUCAGUAGUUGGCGUUGUCGUGCAUCUCGUUUGUUGUGAAAUUUCUCUAGUCACCGAAGAAGAAUGUGGAACGCGUCAUUGGUGAGCUAGGAAGAAUCUUUGGAAAUAUAAAAUGACUGUCGUCUCAUUUGUCCCGUGUCACUGUUAAAGAACAGCCGACUAAACAUCAGGAAAGACUUUCGGCUUCUGUCGAAGACCUGCGGGGCUUUGGCUGGACCAUGUCCCAGUUGUGCGUGGUUUUCGGAGGCUCUCGGGGCAUCGGCCGGGCGGUCGCUGCUCUCCUGGCCGAAAAGGGCCAGAGAGUUGUUGUCGUUUCCCGAAACCUGGACGCCGCCCGUGCGGCUGCCGCAUCCCUUCCUGGCGCGGAUCACGUUGGCCUGAACUGUGACGUCUCCAGUGAGCUGGACGUGCAGAGGACCUUUGAGCAGAUCCUCCGUGAGUGUGGGAACGUGGAUUACCUGGUCAAUGCGUCUGGCAUCAAUAGGGACGCUCUGCUCGCUCGGACCAGACCAGAAGACAUGGUGUCCAUCCUCCACACCAACCUGCUGGGCACGAUGCUCACCUGCCGGGCUUCACUAAGGAGCAUGAUCCAGAAUCGGGGUGGAGCCAUUGUCAACAUCGGGUCGGUAGUCGGUCUCAAGGGUAACGUGGGCCAGACUGUCUACAGUGCCAGCAAGGCUGGUCUCCAGGGCUUCACGCUGUCUCUGGCCAAGGAAGUGGCACCACGCAACAUCCGUGUCAAUCUCGUGGCCCCGGGCUUGAUCCGCACGGACAUGACAGCAGCUCUGGAUGAGGAUGUGCUGAAAGGGGCUGUCCCCCUGGGCCGCUUCGGGGAGCCCAGGGAGGUGGCGCACGCCGUUCACUUCCUGCUGGAAACACCCUACGUCACUGGCCAGGUGCUGCUGGUAGAUGGUGGGCUGAGACUGGCCUCGUAGGGCACGCCCACUGCUGGCGUUGUCGCGUUCCACAUUAAAUAGGACUGACGAACUGAUGGAAUCUGUUUAUGGGGCUCAUGAGUUCACUUAAGAAUCGGCCUCAAACACCUGGGUUAUUUUGUCAUUGAACUCAGCUGCUGUUAUCAGAUCUGCAGUAUUAAUGUAUUGGUUUCCGGUUUGUGUCCUACAGCAGCCUUCUGGUGCUGGUAGACACACUUCAUCCACCUGACAGGUUCAAUCAUUAAACUUAUUAAAUGUAAA